This is a messenger RNA of Giardia duodenalis, 996 nucleotides long. RefSeq lists its product as uncharacterized. The record is from RefSeq and is a predicted model, not a curated record. The transcript has a single exon. Lineage: Eukaryota; Fornicata; Diplomonadida; Hexamitidae. The coding region runs from base 1 to 996 and encodes 331 amino acids.
AUGAAAUGUAGAAGAUUUUAUACUCUCCGCUACCGCAACUGUCUCGCAGGACUAGGCGGGGUUCUAGUCGGUGCCCUGGUUUUUGGAACGUAUCGUAUUCCCUUCGAUGACUUAGAGCGAUUUACUCGUUGUACUCGGGGGAGCUACGUUGCCGAAAAUCCAGGCGCUUGUCCAUACCCUGGCAGCGGAUCUGCUAGCAUAUUUUUUUAUGUACAGAUUCUGUGGAUUGGAACCUUUGGUCUGCUUGGGAUCUUACUGACCCUUUUCACGCCCACAUUCAGGCACACUCACACCAUAGUGUGGUGCGAGCAUUUCACUAAAUUCUCAAUCAACACAGCAAUUGGUUGUCUAGUUCACUUAUUGUUUGUCUUUCCUUUUAUCUCCAUUACUCCCGAAAAUGAAGAGGCGUACAAUGCUCUUCGCACCUUUGUGGUUUAUGGGUACUUCAUCUGGUAUAUUUAUAUCUUGGCCUAUGGACUAUUGCUUUUUAUGUCCAUAUUUGUCCUCGACUACCUCGAGGCAGACCAGGUAGCCGCAAAUAAUCGAGCAGUCGCUAGAGAGGAUGCUAUCACUUCAUACCAGAAGUUUUUCACUGAAUCUCUUCCCCCCACAGCACCUCCUAACGGGGACAUGUCGGAGAGGGUUCACCAGAUACACAUAAAGGUGGUCGGGGAGUCGGAUCACCGGCAGGUUCCGCCUGGAUAUUCAACAAAGAACUUCCUCAAUAAAAGCUACAAGAUGAGAUACAUUGGACUUGUAUUAACAACAUCGUUUUUUGUGUACGGUAUCUGCGUGGGAGUUGGGUAUGGAAAGGCUGCACCAGAGUGCUUCUGGCACCUUUCUGGAAAAACAACGUUCCAGUGCGUGCCUGUGGCCUCCUGGAUAUAUGGUGCCGUGUACGGGCUAGUAUGGUCUGGUACCUUUUAUGCUACGGUGUGUAGUAGAGCUAUACCCAAAGUUGGUCUUUUUGGAAAACGGAGUCUAUCGGUAGAUUAA